CCAUAUCGGUGUGUCUUAUUUCUCGGCAAUAAGGUUUGCGAACUGCGACGGUAGACUGGUUGGAGUUCGUAUUUUUAUCACAAAGAUAACACUUGUGACGGGAAUGCAAUCACACGUCAAACUCACGGGCUGUAGUAGUGUUUAUCGGUUUAUAUUAGUACUCAUGUUGAAAUUAUAGGAGUUAUUUAUAGACUAAAUAGUGAAAAUAAUAAUAAGACAGCAUUAUUCCUUUUUGGAUAUUAUGUGGAGCCAGAAAUCGUCACUGCCUUCUUAUGGUUCCUUGGAUAACGACACCACGCCAUUUGUUUACAAUGGCACAACCACGCCCGUCAUCUCCAAAACUCCGUUACCUCAGAAGCCUAUCAACAGCAAAGCUGGAAGAGGCAAAGCCCUCAGACAAAUUCUAGCGGCUUUAGUGGCCAAUCUGGGAACUAUCAAUACCGGCAUGGCAUUUGGGUUCUCCGCUACAGUGCUGCCACAGUUAAAGAGCAAUGAAUCUAGUAUACACAUCACAGAAACGGAAGCCAGUUGGAUUGCCAGUCUCAGCGCGGCCGGCACGCCCGUGGGCUGCCUUCUCAGCGGCUACCUCAUGGAUGUGAUCGGCCGCCGCCUAACGCUCUUGAUCACAGAAGUGCCGCUGAUCCUCGGCUGGUUACUCAUUGCAUUUGCUUGCAACAUCCCCAUGAUCUAUAUCGGCAGGCUGAUGAUAGGUCUCGGGUCCGGGAUGGUGGGCGCCCCGGCCCGCGUUUACACUUGCGAAGUCUCGCAACCGCAUCUUAGAGGCAUGCUGGGUGCAUUGGCUUCUGUCGGCGUCUCCACGGGUGUUUUAAUAUCGUACGUCAUCGGCAGCAUGACAACAUGGAACAUCCUAGCUGGCGUGAGCGCCAUCGUCCCCAUGCUGUCACUCCUCGGCAUGCUGCUUCUACCAGAAACGCCAAACUACUUGCUUUCCCAUGGCAAGCGAGACCGCGCCGAGAGCUCGCUAGUGAAGCUGCGUGGGUCCACCUGUGACAUCGACGAGGAAAUACAGAGGAUGAUCACUUUCAAGGAGAAGAAUCAUGUCGAACCGUUAACCAACGUGAAAGAUUACGUAAAGGCGCUGCUGUCCCCGUCUGCUCUGAAACCGUUUGCUAUCUUGGCCGUUUACUUCUUCAUCUACCAGUGGUGCGGCGUCAACACCAUCACCUUCUUCGCUGUUGAAGUCUUUAGGGCCUCAGGCGCAACUAAGGAGAACCAGUAUUGGCUGACAAUAGCUAUGGGCAUAGUGAGACUCAUAUUCACGGUGGUCGGGUGCAUACUGUGCCGGCGCUGCGGACGGCGGCCCCUCACAUUCGUCUCAGCGGUGGGGUGCGGGUCGACGAUGAUCGUACUGGCGGUCUACAUGUACUUCAUCGAGCAGUGGAAGCAGGCCGGCGUCGCGCCGAUGUACUCCUGGGUCCCCGUGGCGGCCAUCUUCAUAUUCAUGAUAUCUUGUACCCUGGGGUACCUCAUCGUGCCCUGGAUCAUGAUUGGCGAGGUGUAUCCCACGCAGGUGCGUGGCAUAGUGGGCGGUAUGACGACGACCGCAGCCCAUCUCUCUGUGUUCUCCGUAGUCAAGACCUUCCCCUUCCUCAAGGACGCGCUCAACUAUUAUGGCGCCUUCGCCGUUUACGGUGCCAUGUCGAUUGGUGGUAUCGCCUUCUUCUAUAUUUUCUUGCCUGAAACUAAAGGCCGCACCCUUCAGGAAAUCGAAGACUACUUCUGCGGCAGAACUAAAAGUCUCAAGCAACCAAAUAAGACCGAGGCCGCGUGAUCAACGUAGUACAAAUUUUGAUAUUUCAAAUUGCAUUUCGUGCGUUUCAGUCAGGCUACGUGUAUGUUAUGUAAAGUAAAGUUUGGUAGACUUGAUAUUUUUCAACGCAUUUUUAAAGGAUUAAAUUGCUAAGAUAUUUAGCAGCAGGUAGGUACUUAUAAUUAUUUUCAAUGCUAAACAAAAUUAUAAAUUCUCGUACUAUUAUAUUAAAUAAGAUGAAAAGCUACAGCUACAAAAUAGCCUUUAUGUCAGAAAAGUGAUGUACAAUGUAUUUCUAUAGUAGUAUGAUAAAAGUUUCACUGUGCCUUUAACACGAAUGCCCCAGAUACGUAAAGUACGUCUAUUUAAUCUUUAUGUAAGGAUAUUGUAGAAGAUGAGGAGAUUUAAACUAAACGAGUAUUAAUAUAAUAAAUAUACGUUUAAGUAGUCACUAGUCUACUGGUACAUCUUGAGUAGAGAUAGCAAAAAUGUGCCAUUAAACUAAUAUUUUAAGAUUUUGUUACACCGUGUGUAUUUUGAAACGGAUAUAAAUUCCUAUGGUACUUUAAAGUAUAGGCCCCUAUAUGAACGUAUAUUUUAUAUAUUUUACAACAAUAGGAGUAUUCCUAAUUCCAAACGUCGCUCAAUUAUUACGUCACAAGUGUUUACGUGCGUAAAUACCCAAUGUUUGACCUAUAUAACUAAUCGUACAUUGCAUGCUGCUUUAUUUUUAAUAUAUAAAUUUUAAUAAAUUAAAUACGUUUUAGUACAGUCAGCAUCAAAAGUAGCGGAUGAAACAACGCGCCAAAAGUAUCUGAUAUGCGGGAUAACUUUUCCAAAUAUAAAUAAAUUUCUAGAAUUCGCGUUCCAAAGUAUAUCUUUUACAGUCUUUGUUGGUCUAUAUUCAAGACAUCACUUUUUGUUAAGCUGUUACCGAAUGGUAGAUACUUAUGAAUCAUUAUUUGAUCCGCUACUUUUGAUGCUGACUGUACAAGCACGUCCUAAUUGAACAAUUCAUGAAACACCGUUUAUAGCUGCGUGCGCCUGGUUAAAUAUUAUGGUAAUUUAGAUCAAAAUACACGAUGUAGUAGGUAGGUAUAUUUUAUUAGAAUGUUAUUUAUUGAAUUUUACACCAGUGUACAGAUUAGUAUUAAGUAUAUAAAUUAUAGGUAAUAUAGUAGGUUACUCGUUCGUUCGUUGUUUUUACCUCUUAUAUGUAAUCAAAGAAAUUCUUAAUGAGGAAAGGAAUCGUCAGCAGGCGCAUGUCGAAUAUUGGAAAACAAUGUUAUUAAUACCUGUGCUACAUAAUUCUAUAUUAUUAAAGUCAGAUUUCUGGAAUUUUGCAAUGUGAGGCGUCUAAGGCGUCAUUAAAGCAUCUACCUAAUAUAAUAGUUGAACAAUAGGAAUUUGUACAAUAUAUUGUAAACAAAAAUAUUCUAACGUGAUGCUUAAAAUAUUAUUAAUAGAUGCAUUUUGUUGUAAAUAAGAGCUUCAAAAGUAUUUUGUGAUAACUAUACAAGUAUACAUUAUAAGUAGAUAAUUACUUGUAAAUAAAUUAUUGUUAUAUUAAA
Molecule: messenger RNA, 3342 nt
Organism: Cydia pomonella (codling moth)
Lineage: Eukaryota; Metazoa; Arthropoda; Insecta; Lepidoptera; Tortricidae
Gene: ST5
Product: facilitated trehalose transporter Tret1-like
Exons: 11
Coding region: 242-1792 (516 amino acids)
Biological process (GO): transmembrane transport; carbohydrate transport
Cellular component (GO): membrane
Molecular function (GO): sugar transmembrane transporter activity
Source: RefSeq, a predicted model, not a curated record